AUGGCAAUGCCAAAUGAUGUGUGGGAGGAGGUCUCCCAGGAUAUUCCCUCGGCGUCUGAUCCCUUUAUUCAGAAGUACAUGGCUGGCCGUGAGCAUCUUAUCAAUCAGGAAAAGACGACACGUUCAGACGCUUCCUUCCGCAAAUCUCUUUCUCCAAUCGCCAAAAGAGCCUGCACCAUUGUCGACCGAAUCCGCAGUCAUGAGAAAAAGACUGUCUGGACUCCGGAUGUUGAGGAGGACAUGGCUCAGAGCUCCCACCAGAGCAUCUUUCCCGGAAUGAUGUUCAUGCUCGCUAAGGACCGUAUGGAGAGCACUAACCUGUGGAAGAUUGUCAGGAGAAUGCCCAAGGGCUGUCUCUUACACUCUCACAUGGAUGCAAUGGUCAGCUUUGACUAUAUCCUUGACGUGCUGCUCAAGACCCCUGGAAUGCACCUGUCAAGCGACAGGCCGCUCAACAGUAAAGUGGCCCUGGAAAGUGCUGCCGUAAAUUUCCGGUAUAAGGCAAAGGAGAGAACCGAAGGCUCUCUUUGGGAAGGGUCUUAUAAGCCCGAAACCUUCAUUCUGCUCACCAAGGCUGCUGACGAAUUCCCCGAUGAUGGCCGUCAGGGCUUCCUUCGAUGGCUGAAAAGCCGCUGUACAUUAUCAACGACCGACAGCCACGAGCAACAUCAUGGUAUCGACGCAAUCUGGCGAAAGUUUGCAAAAUGCUUCGUCGUCGUCGCCACUAUUAUUCACUACGAGCCCAUAUUCCGUGCAUUCCUGCAACACCUGAUGAGCCAGUUGAAAUCGGAUGGAGUCAACUGGGUUGAGCUGAGGUUUACCUGGCCACUUAACUAUUGCCGUGAUCGGCAGGAAGAACCCGAGGACAAUUACAGCCACCUGUUCCGCGUCAUUGAAGAAGAGGUUGCCAAGUUCAAAGCCUCUCCGGAAGGUGAAGGCUUCUGGGGGCUGACCAUUAUUUGGACGACGCUGCGUAGUGUCGAUACGAGAUCAAUGAUUGAGAACAUGGACCACUGCAUCACGACAAAAAUGGAGUUCCCCCACCUCAUCGCGGGAUAUGACUUGGUUGGACCCGAGGACCUUGGGAAGCCGCUGGUGGACGUGGUACCGGAGCUGUUUUGGUUCCGAAAGCAGUGCUCCCAGGAAGAAGUCAAUAUUCCGUUCUUUUUCCACGCCGGUGAAACACUUGGUGAUGGAAACAGCACUGAUUCAAACUUAUUCGAUGCCAUCCUACUCGGGACAAGACGUAUUGGCCAUGCUUACAGCUUAUACAAGCAUCCGUUGCUCAUCAACAUGGUCAAGGACAAGCGCAUUCUGGUUGAGUCGUGCCCCAUUUCAAACGAAGUCCUUCGACUAUGUGGUUCUGUUCUAGCACAUCCACUGCCCGCAUUGCUAGCCCGUGGUGUUGCAUGCUGCCUCUGCAAUGAUGAUCCAGCCAUGCUUGGCCAGGAUACCGCUGGCAUGUCUCAUGAUUUCUGGCAGGCUCUCCAGGGUUGGGAUAAUCUCGGACUCGCGGGCUUGGGAAGCUUGGCCGAGAACAGUGUCAGGUGGGCAGCUUUUGAAGACCAAGACGCUACGGCGUGGGCAAAUGAUAUCCGUCAAGCCAGCUUAGGCAGUGGUAUCAAGGCACAGAGGUUGAAAGAAUGGCAAAUUCAAUGGGAGGAGUUUUGUCUAUGGAUUGUGACCGAGUUCGGUGAAGAGUUCGACCCAGAGAGGGAGACGAUGAAUGAGACUGCUGCUGAGGCAUAA
This is a messenger RNA of Pochonia chlamydosporia 170, 1749 nucleotides long. RefSeq names its product CECR1 family adenosine deaminase. The record is from RefSeq and is a predicted model, not a curated record. Gene Ontology annotation, biological process: adenosine catabolic process; inosine biosynthetic process. The transcript is spliced from 2 exons. Lineage: Eukaryota; Fungi; Ascomycota; Sordariomycetes; Hypocreales; Clavicipitaceae. Gene Ontology annotation, molecular function: adenosine deaminase activity. Bases 1 to 1749 code for a protein of 582 amino acids.